AGCUCGCUUCCUAUUGGGUGGUCACCAUGGGGAUUUUAAGUUCUUGCCCCCUCCUGGUUAUGCACCAUGUUAUGAAGCUCUUCUCCCCAAAGACAGAAUGCGCAUUGAGCCCAUUAAGGAGUAUAAACAUGACUUUAGUGGAGUCAGAAACCUGCUGGGCCCCACGCAGUCCCUCACGCACACCUCAUUCACUCCCUGUCCUGUUGACACCGCCCAGAUUGUUCUACUUCCUCAUUUGGAGCGGAUCAGAGAGAAGCUUGCAGAAAAUAUCCAUGAGCUCUGGGCCGUGACCCGAAUUGAGCAGGGUUGGAUCUAUGGAGUGUUCAGGGAUGAUAAUAAGAAGUUGCACCCGUGUCUGGUGGACUUUCAGAGUCUUCCGGAACCCGAGAGGAAUUAUAACCUCCAGAUGUCUGGAGAGACCUUGAAAACCCUCUUAGCUUUGGGAUGCCAUGUAGGCAUGGGAGAUGAGAAAGCAGAGGAGAAUCUGAGGAAGAUCAAACUUCCCAAAACUUAUGUGAUGAGCAGCGGAUACAAACCUGCUCCUCUGGACCUCAGUCAUGUCAAACUAACGCCCAAUCAGAACCAGCUGGUGGAGAAACUAGCAGAAAAUGGGCAUAAUGACAUCUUGAAUAAGCGUAACCCCCGUCUGGUGCCAUACAACCUGCUGGACGAAAGAACCAAGAAGACAAAUAGAGACAGUGUGAACAACGCUGUGCGCACUCUGAUUGGCUACGGAUACAACAUUGAGCCCCCAGAUCAGGAGAGCAGUGGUCAUGGUGUUGAGAACACACGUGGAGAUAAAGUGCGUAUCUUCAGGGCGGAGAAGCAGUAUGCUGUUACCUCAGGAAAAUGGUACUUUGAGUUUGAGGCCGUAACCACAGGAGAGAUGAGAGUUGGCUGGGCUCGACCGAACGUCUGCUCUGACGUUGAGCUUGGUUCUGAUGAGCUGGCCUAUGUCUUUAAUGGAAAUAGGGCUCAGCGAUGGCACAUUGGUAAUGAGCCAUUUGGCCGUCAAUGGCAGUCUGGUGAUGUGGUCGGCUGCAUGAUAGACCUCACUGAAAUGAAUAUUAUGUUCACUCUUAACGGAGAGAUGCUGAUCAGCGAUUCUGGCUCUGAAAUGGCCUUCAAAGACAUUGAGAUUGGAGAUGGUUUUAUUCCAGUCUGCACUUUGGGUCUUUCUCAGGUUGCCCGUAUUAACCUGGGUCAGAAUGUUAGCAGCCUACGUUACUUCGCCAUCUGUGGCCUCCAAGAAGGCUUUGAGCCAUUCGCCAUCAACAUGAAGAGAGACAUCACAAUGUGGUUCAGUAAGAGUCUCCCCCAAUAUGUUCCAGUGCCCACCGACCACAACCACAUUGAGGUCUCUCGUGUUGAUGGAACCGUAGACAGCGCCCCCUGUAUUAAAAUAACCCACAGGACUUUCGGAUCCCAAAAUGCCAACACAGACAUGCUGUUCUUCAGACUAAGCAUGCCUGUAGAGUUCCACCUGACCUUCAAGGUGCCUGCAGGCACCACUCCCCUCACACGAACCCUCACCAUCCCUGAAGAAGAGGUACUGGAGGUGGACCCCCACUCUGACUACGAGGUGCUGAAGAAGUCAGUCAGUCGCAAAGAGCAGGAGGAGAAGGAAAAGGAGCCAUCUGUGCCCAAAGAUAUCCCGGGCAUUAAGGAAAAUGGCAAAGACACUGCAUCCGAGAAAGGAAAGAAGAAAGGCUUCCUGUUUAAAGCUAAAAAGGCAGCCAUGAUCGCUCCUCCUCCACCUCCACCUAUUAUGCCCCGUUUGUUUGAGGAUGUGGUGCCUGACGAUCGUGACGACCCAGAAAUCAUCCUCAAUACGACCACAUAUUAUUACUCGGUCCGUAUCUUCGCCGGUCAAGAACCUAGUGGGGUAUGGGUGGGUUGGGUCACCCCAGACUUCCACAUGUAUGACCUCAGCUUUGACCUGUCUAAGGUCCGUACUGUCACUUUGACUGUUGGAGACGACAAGGGCAACAUACACGACAG
Molecule: messenger RNA, 2001 nt
Organism: Sinocyclocheilus grahami
Lineage: Eukaryota; Metazoa; Chordata; Actinopteri; Cypriniformes; Cyprinidae
Product: ryanodine receptor 1-like
Exons: 12
Biological process (GO): release of sequestered calcium ion into cytosol by sarcoplasmic reticulum; striated muscle contraction
Cellular component (GO): calcium channel complex; smooth endoplasmic reticulum; Z disc
Molecular function (GO): protein binding; ryanodine-sensitive calcium-release channel activity
Source: RefSeq, a predicted model, not a curated record